Molecule: messenger RNA, 2470 nt
Organism: Dromaius novaehollandiae (emu)
Lineage: Eukaryota; Metazoa; Chordata; Aves; Casuariiformes; Dromaiidae
Gene: CABP2
Product: calcium binding protein 2
Exons: 7
Coding region: 602-1504 (300 amino acids)
Biological process (GO): regulation of voltage-gated calcium channel activity; visual perception
Cellular component (GO): cytoplasm
Molecular function (GO): calcium ion binding; calcium channel regulator activity
Source: RefSeq, a predicted model, not a curated record
GCGCGCGCGUUGGAGUGGGGGGGGGCGAAGCGGCGGCGCGGCCCAGGCCCGCGUCCGUCCCUGCGCCCUGCCGUCGGGGCAGCGCCGCCUCUGUGCGUCCCGCCGGGGCAGCGCUGUCCCCGGGCUGGGCCGACGUCCAUCCCCACAACCCUCCCGUCGGGGCAGCGCUGCCUCCGUCCAUCCCCACAACCCUCCCGUUGGGGCAGCGCUGCCCCCAGGCUGGGCCCAUGUCUGUCCCUGUCAUGUCCCCAUCAGGGCGGCUCUGUCCCCGCAACCCACCCGUCGCGGCAGCGCUGCCCACCUCACCUCCCCCCCCGCCUCGUGCCGUCGGUGCUCCAGUUUCGGGCCGCCUGGGAUCGUGUCACCCGGUGUCACUGUUGCAGCCGGUGCAGACGGCUCCCUCCGGGUCGUGUGUCCACCCUGGCAGAUCUGGUUUCCCCCGCCGCUGCAAUCUCACUCCUGGGAAUGGGGGAAUCGGAUUCGGGGCGGGCAGCGGCAGAGGUCUGGGCUGGUGUCGCGCCACACGGCAGUGGGGAGCGGAGGGCCAGCGAAGGGGGUGGCUGGGGAGAAGGGGCGCGUGGCAGGCUGCACCGGCUGAGGCAUGUUCUUCUUCUUCCAGAGGCCGCGGCAGCCGAGCGCCGAAAGCUCGGCCGCUCGCGCGGUGCUGCCCGCCUCCCGCCGGUGCAAGGAUGGGGGGCAUGGCGCUGGCAAGAGGGGUGGCUGCGGCCUCCGCCAGGCCCCACGGCCCGGGGGGCAGCAGAUAGGCCCCCGCACAGCUGCCAGCGCCAAGCGCCGCAGCGGGUCGCCUGGCGAGUGCAGCCCAUUUCCCGAGGAUCAUCCUUCGGCCGCUGAGGACGCGGGGCCCGAGGUGCCCUCCGCCCCCGGGCAGGAUGGGAAGCAGCACUCCAGCUGCCCGGCCUCAGGCCCCCAAGACCCUGACGAGCUGGCAGAGGCCGCGCAGUCGCCUCCACUGCAGAACUACUCAGUGCUGCACGGGCUGGUGGGGCCAGCCUGCAUCUUCCUCCGCCAGAGCAUCGCCAUCACCCAGCUGGACCGAGAGCUGCGGCCGGAAGAGAUCGAAGAGCUGAAGCAGGCCUUCCGGGAGUUCGACAAGGACCAUGACGGGUACAUCAGCUACAAGGACCUGGGCGAGUGCAUGCGGACCAUGGGGUACAUGCCCACCGAGAUGGAGCUCAUUGAGCUGUCGCAGCAGAUCACGGGUGGCAAGGUGGAUUUUGACGAUUUUGUGGAGCUGAUGGGCCCCAAGAUGCUGGCAGAAACAGCGGACAUGAUCGGGAUCAAGGAGCUGCGCGAUGCCUUCCGUGAGCACUUCCCUCGCAGUUCGACACCAAUGGGGAUGGGCAGAUCAGCAUUGCGGAGCUGCGGGAGGCUAUGCGCAAACUCUUGGGGCAGCAACUCAACUACCGCGAGGUGGACGAGAUCCUCAAGGACGUGGAUCUCAAUGGGGACGGCCUGGUGGACUUCGAAGAGUUUGUGCGGAUGAUGUCGCGCUGAAGGCAGCGCGUGCCAACAUGGGACAGGAGCCCUGCCAUGCCUUACAAAGAGGAGAGGGCCGCAGAGGAGACUCCUAGCUCUGUCUGCAGCACGGGAGGACUCCUGGAGCACGGGCUGCAUUGGGGCAAUGCAACGCCCAAGCCCUAGGCAAGGCCCUCACUUCUUCAGCACUGGACUUGCUCAGCCUCAUCCUUGGCCGCACGCCUGUCCUGCUGCCAAGCUCGAAACGCGGUGCAGCGUGCCUGGGUCCACACCAACCCCCCUUCAAUGCGGACUCAGCAGGGCUUUGGCUGCUCUUGCCCUGAUCUCUGUGCUGGACAGUUUACGCUGCAUGGCUCUGAUCUCUCUCCCUUUCUGAGUUCCCUGCUUUCCAACCCCUCUUGUCCUGUUUCCUACCCCUGCAGCUCCCCGCUUCCCACCCCAACUUUAACUUGGCUUGCUGUUCCCAUAAACUCCUAGAAACAUCUUCAGCCCCUACCCCACAGCUGUGGUCCAGCUCCAACCUACUGGAUCCUUCCAUCCCUGCCCACCAACCGUGCUGGCUCACCACGCCGUCCUGAUUUUGACCCCUGUAUCCAACUGUAAUGCUGACCCCUAGCCCCUCAGUCUUGACCCUGCACUCUGACCCUACCUCCAUGUCAUGAUUUAGGGCUAACUUCACAGCGUGACCUGGAGCCUGCCUCCUUCCAGUUGUCUGCACUAGUUAUUGUGGUUUCUGCUCAGACCAGAUGCACCUGUGUGUGGAUCUACCCGAGACCCUUGUGUUCUGCUCUGUCCCGCCCUGUGUGGAAGAGGCACCCCUUGGCUUCCAGACCCGAGUUUGCGGCCAGCACAGGCCCUUGGAGAUGCUGUCGUCUCACCCCCAGAGCAAGGGAUGUUCUUCGGGUCUUAAGCCUCUUUGACGGGAAACCCUUGAGGAAAGAAAUCAAGAAUAAAACAUUACUGUUUGAGUGAA